Messenger RNA from Menidia menidia (Atlantic silverside), 1659 nucleotides. NCBI's taxonomy places the organism in Eukaryota, Metazoa, Chordata, Actinopteri, Atheriniformes, Atherinopsidae. The record is from the annotation of a GenBank genome assembly.
AUGGCUAAGGAGGAAGAGGAGGACACACGAGCGAUCCGAGGGCAGCCGGGACAGAAAGAGCCCCUGGAUGAAAAGAUGCCGCCCGAAAAGGAAAAGUCGGGCAAAUUGUUCCCCAAAUCUGCCUUGUUUAAGGAGUGGGGGGAGAAUCUGUCUGAGGAAGACCAGAAAGAGGCUCAGGGUCUCUUUGAGAAGUAUGGAUACAACGUUUUUCUCAGUGAUCGCCUUCCCCUCGAUCGAGCUCUUCCUGAAACAAGAGAUCCACGGUGCUUAAAAAAGAGCUACCCAAAAGACCUGCCGACUCUCGGGGUGGUGUUGAUCUACCUGAACGAGGCCUUGUCCAUCCUCAAAAGGGCCCUGCGCAGCAUCAUCGACCGCACGCCCAAGCACAUCCUGAAGGAGAUCAUCAUGGUGGACGACAGCAGCUCAAACGAGGACCUGCAGGGGGACCUGGACGCGUACGUGAAGUCCCUGGAAGAGCAGCACCCGCACGUCCGGAUCGUGAGAGUGAGGCACAGCGAGCAGAAAGGCCUCUCCUACGCCCGGGCGUCCGGCUGGAGGGCGGCCACCGCCGACGUGGUGGCCAUCCUGGACGCACACAUCGAGGUCCACCACAUGUGGGCUGAACCUUUGCUGACGCAGAUCAAAGCCGACCGAACAGUGGUGGUCUCGCCCGUCUUUGACCGGGUCAACUUCGACGAUCUGAAGGUUAUCCAGUACAUCCCGGCCGCGCAAGCCUUCGACUGGGCGCUGUGGUGCAUGUACGAGGGCUUCUCGCCCGACUACUACAAACUGAACGACAGCUCGCUGCCCGGAAAGAGUCCGUCCGUCAUGGGGAUCCUCGUCGCCGACAGGAAGUUUUUCGGAGAAAUCGGUGUCCUUGAUGAGGGAAUGAAGGUGUACGGUGGGGAGAACGUGGAGCUGGGCAUUCGUGUGUGGACAUGUGGGGGUAGCAUUGAAGUCGUUCCGUGCUCAAAGAUCGCCCACAUUGCGAGGGCCCACAAGCCCUACAUGCCCGACCUGGACCCUGCCAUGAAGCGGAACGCCCUGAGGGUCGCAGAGGUCUGGAUGGACGACUACAAGCACAACGUCAACCUGGCAUGGAACCUGCCAUUUGAGAAUCACGGAAUCGACAUCGGGGACGUCACCGAGAGGAAGCAGCUCCGAGAAAAGCUGAAGUGCAAGCCCUUCAAGUGGUACCUGGAGAACGUGUAUCCCAAGCUGGACCUGUGGGAUAACAUACUCGGCUACGGAGGAAUGAAGAAUCUCGAUGCCAAUAUGUGCAUAGACCAAGGUCCGGUGCCAGGCCACGUCCCCAUCGCCUACAACUGCUACUACUAUGGACCUCAAUUCGUGUAUUACCGGGCCUCCGGUGAACUCUACGUCGGCGGCAUCAAGUCCCACAAGUACAACGACAACCGUUGCCUAGCCGACAUCGGCAAGACGGGACACGAGCCGGGCCUGUUCAACUGCAAAGAGGCCAUGCAGAUAGGAAUGGGGAUACUCUGGGAUUUCACUCAGGGCAAAGAGGUGAAGAACAGACAGACAAAAAGGUGCCUGGAAAUUGAAAAGGCCAAACUUCUCAUACGAGAGUGCACCGGACAGAGGUGGGAGAUCCGGUACAUUAUUAAAGCCUUUUAAACUGGGACGAGAAGAGCCCUG